AAUUUUUCUACAUCCCCUUUGAGCUAAAUGGUUUUUAAUAAUUAUGUCAAUUUUUGAGUAUUUAUUCGGUACCACAAAUGGCAGCAGUAUAUGGGACUUCUGGCGAAACUGUAAAUUUCCAGCAGUAAUAGCAUUAACGCAAGAGACGAUACCGUGCCUUCGAUCCGAUGGUUCCCUUGGCCAAAUGGUGAUUUGCAAGGAUGAUGAGGGCCAAAGAGUAUCCUGUCCUUGCACCAAUGACGAUGAUGCUGGCGACGAUGAAGAUAACAGUUUUGCAUUCUUUAGAAGGAUCUGGUCUUUUAGCAAUGGCAUGGCUCCCCCAUACUAUGCUGACCUUGGAAAGAAGGCCAACGAUGUGUUCGGCAAGGGCUACCACUUUGGAGUCUUCAAACUUGACCUGAAGACCAAGAGCGAAUCUGGUGUGGAAUUCAGCAGCGGUAUUGUCUCCAACCAGGAGAGUGGAAAGGUAUUCGGAAGCCUUUCCUCCAAAUACGCUGUGAAGGACUACGGUCUUACAUUCACAGAGAAAUGGAACACAGACAACACACUGGCCACCGACAUCACCAUCCAGGACAAAAUCGCCGCCGGUCUCAAGGUAACACUUGAGGGGACCUUCGCACCACAGACCGGGAGCAAGACCGGCAAACUGAAAACCUCGUUCGCGAACGACACCGUAGCGGUGAACACCAACUUGGACCUGGACUUGGCCGGUCCCGUGGUGGACGUGGCGGCCGUGCUCAACUACCAGGGCUGGCUCGCCGGUGUGCACACACAGUUCGACACACAGAAGGCCAAGUUCUCCAAGAACAACUUCGCCCUCGGCUACCAAACCAACGACUUUGCCCUACACACCAAUGUUGAUAACGGCAAGGACUUCGGCGGUUCCAUCUACCAGAAGGUAUCCGACAAGCUGGACUGCGGCAUCAGCAUGAAGUGGACCGCGGGCUCGGCCGACACGCUGUUCGGCGUCGGCGCCAAGUUCGCGCUGGAGCAGGACGCCUCCCUCCACGCCAAGAUCAACAACAAAUCUCUCAUCGGACUUGGUUACCAACAGAAGUUGCGCCCAGGCGUGACUCUGACGCUGUCCGCCGCCAUCGACGGGCAGAACUUCAACGCCGGCGGCCACAAGGUCGGCGUCGCCCUCGAGCUUGAGCCCUAAGCCUCCGCGGGCCAGCUCCUUUAGUAUUGUAGAUAAUAUAUAAUGCAAUAUCUGUUAUACACAUAUAACGGGUUACAAAGCGAUUAUAGCAAAUCAAUUUAUUAAAUACAGUAUCUUCAAGUGUUCUCUGCAUAUUGUACUUUUGCGUUCAAAACGCAGCAAUAAAAUUGUCGAACUUUUGAGCGGUUGCUUUUAAGUGGUGAACGCGGAUUGCCGUUGGUCGCUCUAUUGUUUCUAUUUCAAGAUGGCGGACGCGCUUACUUCCUCAUAACGUUAUUAUUAGCGUUCCAAUGUAUAUGUUUUUAUAUAAGCACGCUGCGAAACGAACAUUUUUACUAAAUGUUCUGAUUGCAUCUUAUACGUCAUCCAUGUCUGUUGUCAUCUUGUAAAUAAAUACCCAUGGCGUAUUAUCCUAUUGAUUGAAUGGUAAUAAAAAUGAAUAGUCUGUUGGAAUCAAAUGCGACAUUGUUUUAUUAGACCUGCGACCUCUCCUGACCUCAGUUCCUUUGAAUAAAUUUUGUAUCUUGAUGUGAUUAACUGUUUUCAAUAUCGAUGGAUGCCAUGAGUACGAUAUACAUACAUUUAGAAAGGAUAUUUAUUAAUUUGAUGCCUUUAUAUUUUGUUUUUAAUUUAAUAAAGUGUUUUGAACAGUGGC
Messenger RNA from Manduca sexta (tobacco hornworm), 1814 nucleotides. RefSeq names its product voltage-dependent anion-selective channel. Gene Ontology annotation, molecular function: voltage-gated monoatomic anion channel activity. The coding region runs from base 44 to 1159 and encodes 371 amino acids. Gene Ontology annotation, biological process: monoatomic anion transmembrane transport. The transcript is spliced from 7 exons. Gene Ontology annotation, cellular component: mitochondrial outer membrane. The record is from RefSeq and is a predicted model, not a curated record. NCBI's taxonomy places the organism in Eukaryota, Metazoa, Arthropoda, Insecta, Lepidoptera, Sphingidae.